UACUCCUCCGCCGUCGCCGCCGCCGCCGCCACUGCCCGCGCGCCCCCACGGUGGCGCGGCUGAGAGCGACGCGCACUUCACUGCGACCAUCCAGCGCGGUAUACGGCGCGCACGAGAGAGCAAAUGAUUUCAGUCGCGCUCCGGCCUUUGUCGCAAGGGGAUCGUGUUACGUUGCUGUGCGUUGUGUGUGUCGUUCUCGUCUCGCUCUCGUUAUCUCGGCCCGUUACCAGUGCUCUCGUCGUGCGCGAGAUCGUCGUCGAGGAGACUCAAGGAGACGCACGAGUUGCGCUCUUCAUCCGUAUAACUCCGUGUGCGCGCGUCUACUAAUCCACGCGAGUGAUUGGCGCGCACGAUUUUGCCGCCGUGUUCCUGCUCUCACGCCUAUCAGCUUCGCGUCGCCGAUUGGAGGGAGAGAGGGAGGGAUCUUUCAGUAUACCGCGUUGUAUCGCGACUUGAAUCGUCCAGUGUGCGUGUCGCGAGUACGUCGUUCAUUUAUUACGUAAGCCUCGUGCCGAUCAUCGACGGUGACGUGUGCCCGUCCGAAGAUCACCGGUGGAUAUUUCUUCCUCCUCGCUGCCUUCCCGCUGCCGCAAGUCGUCUCAAGGACAACGAUCGAUCGAGUAACCGUGCGGGAAUAGCGGGAAUAGCUUCGAGGACUCCGAAAUAGACAUGUGCAUCGAGAAUCAGUCGAACGUUGUUCGCCAAUGACGCAGGGAAUUUCAAGAAGCUCUGGGCAGAGGAACAUUAAUUCAUGACAUCGAUAUUGCUCGAUGGACCUUUCAAGUGCAGAAGGAAGCAAAUGUUGAAGGAUUUACACCUUUACAUACAUGGUCUCUUACUAUGCGGAAGUUCGAAGACACAUGUUACGUACACGUAUCGCAUGGAACAGGCGGCUACGUAUGGCUACGUUAUGGUAACGGCGACAAGGUGACAACGUAGACAGUAAACGCACGUAGACAACAAUCGAUUGAAAAUGGCUAAGAGCGCUGAGAGAUUGCCUGGUUCUUCCACCAGACUUAGGACUAGAGACGACGGAUGCUGCUCCGUGAAUUUCUUGAAAUACGUCCUUCACAUUUACAACGUGGUGUUGUUUCUGUCUGGAUUAGUAGUAGGUGGAAUUGGUAUCUGGACAGUAGUAUCGAAGCACAGCUACGUGUCUCUGAUGUCCACCUCGACGUAUCCCACUUUGGCUUACGCUCUGAUCGUAGCAGGUGUAUUGGCUGUCAUCGGUAGCUGGCUUGGGUGCGGCGGUGUAACCUCGGAAAAUCGAUGUAUCCUCCUUAUAUAUGUCUUCGUGGUGAUGGCGGUUCUGGUGCUGGAAGCUGGAGUUGGUGCUCUGGCGCGUCUCUACGAAGAGCAGGUCGGUCCUGAAUUGAAGAUGAAUCUAAACCGUACUUUCCUCGAGAACUAUUCCGUGCGAUCCAAGGAAACUGCAGCGAUUGACCAAAUGCAGAAAGAAUUUAAAUGCUGCGGCGCCUUGAGAUUUGAAGAUUGGCUCGUGAGCGAAUGGCACAAAGAUGAGGAGGUCCUUAAGAACGGUAGUGUCGUACCUGACAGCUGCUGCAAGACGCCGACUUUACUUUGCGGGAAAAGGGAUCAUCCUUCCAAUAUUCAAUACACGGGCUGCAUUUAUAAGUUCCUGGAGACAACAAAGGACCACCUGAUAAUUCUAGGCGCCGUUGGACUUGGUCUAUCCGUCCUUGAACUUUUCGGCAUCGUUCUUGGCUCUUGCCUCUAUAUAAAGCUCAGACAUGACUUUGACGACUGAGAAUUGCUUCAAUGCCGCGAGGGCAACAACAACGGCCAGUCGUGGUGCAGGUACAUGCAAAACAGUCCGGGGACUGUUUGAUCGUCGGAGUAGGGGCAGGAGGACGCGCAAUUAAAACCGCAGGAUCACUUGGAUAAAAAGGAUCCAUUUUUAGCCGCGACUCUUUUUUGCGACUCCGCCUCUUUGCCCUACUCGUUCUCCUUCUUCUCGUAUAUUUUGAGAAAAAUCAGUGAACAAAAAUGAUAGUAGCGAAAAGAAGAGGAUGCUAUCUCCGUCAACAGUUUGUCUCGUCUCCUGCGUUCAACAAAUGUUCAAAGGAAACAAUGAUGGAUUAAAGAUAAAAGAACAUAAAAAUUGGACUCGAUAUUUUUAGAUCGCGAAACGAAGGAAUAAAUGUGCAUUUUUAUUGUUGAAUCUGUGCACACUAGGUCAGGUUUAAGAUUCAUAAGACUCAUAUCGAUAAUAUGAGUAACAAUAAUGAGAGCGGUGUCAUUACAAGAUAUAUAUGUACUCU
Harpegnathos saltator (Jerdon's jumping ant) is the source of this 2282-nucleotide messenger RNA. RefSeq names its product CD151 antigen. The transcript is spliced from 9 exons. Gene Ontology annotation, cellular component: plasma membrane. Bases 974 to 1768 code for a protein of 264 amino acids. The record is from RefSeq and is a predicted model, not a curated record. NCBI's taxonomy places the organism in Eukaryota, Metazoa, Arthropoda, Insecta, Hymenoptera, Formicidae.